AUUCAUCCUCCUCUCGCUUCUUUCUCUCCACUCUCAAUAUCAACGUUAACCAACAAAAGAAUAAAAUCUUCUCUACUUCUUCCUCCUCCAACGAAUAUCGGAUGACGACGCAUCUCAAAAAAAGACCCAGGUUAGAGAACCUCUCGGUCAACCACUUAGACGAGUUGCCCGACGAUCUCGUCAUCUCUAUCCUCCGCAAACUCAGUUCCUCAGCUUCUUCUCCCGCUGAUUUCCUCAACAUUCUCGUCACAUGCAAGAGACUGAAUCGAUUGGGUUUACAUCCUCUGGUUUUAUCCAGAGUCGGAACUCAAACCCUAGCCGUUACGGCCGAGAAAUGGUCUGUCUCCUCUCACAGAUUCCUCAAACUCUGUGUUAAUGCCGGAAACGUUGACGCUUGCUACACUCUCGGAAUGAUCCGAUUUUACUGUCUUAAAAACCCAGUGAGCGGCGCAUCUUUAAUGGCUAGAGCGGCGAUUAAGUCUCACGCUCAGGCGCUUUACUCGUUGUCGGUGAUACAGUUUAACGGGAGCGGUGGUAACAAAUCCGACAAGAAUCUCCGCGCAGGGGUCGCUCUCUGCGCGCGUUCUGCUUACCUUGGCCACGUCGAUGCGCUUCGAGAGCUCGGUCACUGCCUACAAGACGGCUACGGCGUUUCUCGUGACGUAGCCGAAGGUCGUCGGCUUUUGAUUCAAGCCAACGCGAGGGAGCUCGCGGGUUAUCUCUCUCUCAAGCCUGGAACCGAUCUCAACGGCGGCUGUUUACCGGUUCAGGAGAUUCAUCCAGUAAACCGGUUUUUGAAGGAUUGGUUUGAUUCGGGUCGGGUUGUUUUAGCGGAGGAGUUGAGGAUGUGUUCUCAUGGCGGUUGCGGAAGGCCGGAGACUAGGUCGCAUGAGUUCCGGCGAUGUUCGGUCUGUGGGAAAGUGAAUUAUUGUUCGAGAGGAUGUCAGGCGUUAGAUUGGAGAGCUAAGCAUAAGAUGGAGUGUGCCCCUUUAGAUCUCUGGGUUCCGGCGGCAAUCGAAGUUGGUGACGUUGAUGCUGUGGAUGUUGAGAAUCAUGCUCCUCGAUAACUGCUCUCCUCAUUUUUAGUUUUCUAAUGUUGAAUCAGAAAAUGUCUAAUUUGCCAACAGCCUGUCUCUGUAACCUUUUGAAUUUGUUUUGGGUUAUUAAUUCGAUCAGCUUUUCAUUUUUUGUUCAUCUUAACUACUAAUGCAGCAUAAUCUUUUAUAGAUAAUUAUUAAUUUAUAUCUUAUUAAUCCAAAAUUAG
Molecule: messenger RNA, 1264 nt
Organism: Eruca vesicaria subsp. sativa (arugula)
Lineage: Eukaryota; Viridiplantae; Streptophyta; Magnoliopsida; Brassicales; Brassicaceae
Source: the annotation of a GenBank genome assembly